Messenger RNA from Lentinula edodes (shiitake mushroom), 831 nucleotides. RefSeq lists its product as uncharacterized. The coding region runs from base 232 to 642 and encodes 136 amino acids. The transcript has a single exon. NCBI's taxonomy places the organism in Eukaryota, Fungi, Basidiomycota, Agaricomycetes, Agaricales, Omphalotaceae. The record is from RefSeq and is a predicted model, not a curated record.
CUUUGAGCGCCAGUUUCCAAAGUGUCAACAUCCGAAGCUACUGGCUCAAGUCUACUUUCCAUCGAGGCAGAUUGCGACUUGCCAUAAAAACCGUUUCUCAUAAGUCAUCAAUAUCAGCGACCUGAGCACUUUACAUAGCGGCUCAUAGCGGCUUCUACAUGGGUAAGAAUAUAGGACUUGAAGAUAGGACAUGAAAUCCCAAAUGCAGAGUGAAAGAUCGGCCUAUUAUCCAUGGCACUCCUCUGUGGCGACCUCACCCCCCAAAUAUUCCGAGCCUCUGCCUCACCCCUUCGUCUGCUCACCCCAACUGAGGUUCUUAACCGAACCUGUCGUGCAUGUAAUCUACAGGGAGAGACUCCACAACACCUUUUGUUUCAAUGCCCGUCUCUUACCUCUAUCACUUCUCUCCGAUCUGAGUUCUUCCUGUCCAUUCGACAGUCUCGGCCGCUACUACGCAGCCCAAAUCUUUCGGAUUCCACUGCGCUACACUAUCUCAGGUUAUUAAUUUUCGACUGGAACCUAAUCAUCCCCACUGCUAAGUUCAUCCACGAGGUCGUGACUCUCUGGCAACUCUUUUUAGAUACUGGUUUAGAUGGCUCCUUGGAACAUGUUGAAAGCGAUUAUGAGUCAGAAGAGGAGUGAUUUGCGUCUGUUCUGUUCUAUUCUUUAUGUAUACAACAACUACCCUGUACUAUAUCCCCUUCACUCUAGCUGCAGUCUACCAUCCCAGGUUGGAUGAGCAUUCGCUGCAGCGAAGAUUGCUGGGCCCGGCUGUUCCCUUGUGGGACCCCGUCGACUCGACGGAGCCGCAUAUAUAUCUAUCUAUCUAUC